This is a messenger RNA of Seriola aureovittata, 4919 nucleotides long. Its product is annotated as espin-like protein. The transcript has a single exon. The coding region runs from base 1783 to 3927 and encodes 714 amino acids. Gene Ontology annotation, cellular component: cytoplasm. The record is from RefSeq and is a predicted model, not a curated record. Lineage: Eukaryota; Metazoa; Chordata; Actinopteri; Carangiformes; Carangidae. Gene Ontology annotation, molecular function: actin filament binding. Gene Ontology annotation, biological process: actin filament bundle assembly.
AUGUUGCAAGGAUGUACAAAGGUCCAGAAGUUUUGUCAUGUCUAAGCUAUCCCCAUUUCUGGUCUUAAAACACUCUAUAAACUUGAUAAUAAAUGGCUUCAGUUUCAAAUAAUUAAACACCACAGAGGGGAUAGCUGCCGCUUGGAUUUGAGUGUGGAUUUUUGUGAUUUUGGCAAAGAGCCUGUAUGAAUGUGUUUUUAGUAUUCAUGCAUGUAAUACUGGCUCUGAUACUGUGGUGCAAUUAUGUUCAUGUAGACAAGGUAUAAAUUAGUAAUUCACACUGCAGCAAUCUGAACACUUGUUAGUCCUGAGUAAUUCAUGCAGGACUUUAUGUAAUUGAUCUGCAAUCAAGGUUUGCAAUCUUAUACUCUUAAAUGAUCCAGCAGGUAGCAAUUUCUUUCCAGUGUCUCUUAGUGAAUGUGGCAUGUAUUUCUUUAUUUGUUGAGAUGCAGUGGGAUUAUCAGUGUAAUUGUAUUAAACUAAGCUGAACAUAAAGUAUUCUCAUGAUAUAUUUCUCCCUGUAAAUAACACAAAGGAAAAAUGACUUAUUAGUACUUGCAUGAAAUAUUGGACCUAGAUAGCUCUGAAUCCAGACAUCCAUGUGCUCACUACUUUAGUUCCUUCUUUGUUUCUUUAGGCGUCUUUAUGCAUGUUUUUCUUCCAUAUUUAUGGUCUUUCUUAAUAGCAAUAGACUUUUUGGACUGCAGUGAACUGAAUACUUGGCUACAGUGCCCAUCACAGCAUUAACACACUUGACUAACAGAUUCACAGUGUGAGCUGGUGUUUGAUGGAGUUUUGCAGCUUCAAGUUGUUACAUGCUGAUUCAGUGGUGUGAUGUCAGGCCUAUUCACACUACAGGUCAACCAGUAUUGGUAAAAAAAAAAGUACAUAAAAUAAUAAUAAUACUAACUACAAUUGCAUAGCAUGUUACUUUUAAAUUUUCAAAAUAAGGCAAAUAAAAUGUACAUCCAGUGGAAAAAAAGAAACAAAAAAAAAAAGUUGUUUUUUUCCUUUUUUUGGAAAGCAGAUCAACACCUCUCUAAGAGUGAUACCACACCCAGUCCCUUACUCAGAAAAACCUUUGUUGCACUGACCACAGUUGACAGUUUCAACUUUGUUGCACCUUUAACCACACCCAGUGUGGUUUCCCAUCACUGUUGUAUGCCGCACUGGUGCCUGUGCCCAACAGUGAUGUUUGGGAUGCAGCCAGAACAUGCAGCAAGAUGAAAAUUUCAACUGCGGGAUGUCAGUAAAAGCAGACUUCUCAAUGUUUGUGUAGUCACUCUUUAAACUAAGAGAAAACAUUAAAAACUGACUCUCAAAAAUGGGAGAGAAAAACUGUAAAGAGGGAUUGAGCAAAUACAGGAAUACAGAUGUAAAAGUUCUGGUCAGUGUCAAAGGCCUGAAAAACACAAAAGUAGACACAUUGUAAACUUAUGAAUUACUUAUGGUUUAAUUAAUAUUUGCCAAUUAAUUCAAGAAGGACACAGGUUUCUGUUCUCUUUGACUCAAAGUGAAGUAGAAAGUUUUGUGCUUUUAAUGAGGCAGUGCCAUUGCACCACUAAAUCCAUGUAAAACCUGUGUGUCACAAUGGAUUUGCACUGAAGCGUGUAUUAACACCAGGAACGUCGAGCUGAAGGAAUCCCCCCCUCCUCCCCUUUUUUCUUGUCCUCUGGUCUCCUUUGACCUCUGAUUUAGUUUGCGGCAACUGGACACUACCAGCUUCAGGAAUGGCACUACUCCCAUGUCCACAAUGCCAUUUUGGGCCCAUUUGGGGAACUGAUGACAGAGGAUGAUCUAAACCGUAUUGAGAAGCAAAUUGAGAACCUGCAGGUCAUGCACAAGGUCUCAGAAGUCGAGAAGGAGCUGGGAGAUCUAGAGCGUGAGCUUCAACAGCUCCUACCAGUUUCUGCUGCCCUCAAUCAAGGGCAUUUCUCAGUCAAUCCAAAGCAGGUACAUGGCCAAGCUGAAGAUCUUCCAGCUUGGUGCAGCAAGAUCUCUACCCUACUCAAGAGUAUGGCUAUUCUUCUUGCCACCCUAGGGGGGAAAGAGAUAGACAUCUUGGAUCUUAUAUGUCCUGGAUAUUCUCAGGAAGAGGCAAGGACUGUGAACCCAGGUCAGUCUGAAACAGCAGCAUCAGCUGGCAAUGGAUUUAUUGGACGUUCUCAGUCCUUCUCAACAAGAGAGGAUGUGGAGAAGGAAAUAAAGCAGUGUGGAGUUUCAGUGAAGAACCUCAAGGCCAAUUAUGAAAUUCAGAGUCAGUCAGAGCCUGCAGACAACAAAACGAAUAGGGUGUACAAACGUAAGAGGUCACUCCCUGUGGUAAGUGAGUCUAGUUACCCACCAGAGACAAUUCAGGAAGAUGUUUCUUGUUCCUCUGCUACAAUCAUUCAGUCCAAUACCAAUGGAAAUGUACCUUUAGUGGAGGAAUCAGUCUUACCGCUUGUUGAAGAACCAGUUAUCAUCGCAUCUCAUGUUCCUCAGACAUAUGCACCCCCUGAGAUAAUGGCUUCAACUAACAUUGAACAGUUCAAUCAGAUUCUUUCUGCAGAUGCCAUUCUAAAUAACGAACAACUAACAAGAAGCUUGGAGGUGCAGACAGAUCUAAGCUAUGUCCAGGAGUGCAUUGAAAUUAGGAAAGAGAGAAUUGUUUUCCUGUUCCUUGAACACUGGCGGAAGUACACUAUCUCUGAAUCUUAUCGGACUAAAUAUUCAGGCAGGAGAGGUAAUCAUUUAGAUGUUGGCUGGGAGGACUACAACCAAUUUAGUGCACAGAUUGGUGAGGAGGUACAGAGUGAAGAUGACAAACUCCUUCUUUUCAUGAAGUCAAAGCAGGUAGUAGGCAAUCUGAUUGGCCACUGGAGGACAAUCAUGAGUCAAGUGCCCACACGCCAGAUCCGCAGGCUGAGUCGCACCCAGAUGAUCUACUGGCCAGAGCACUUCUUGCCACACAUCAACGGGUCACCUGUGAGCUACGAAAGCCUAACCCUUGACCUUUUCAUGCUUGGAUACUUCCAGUUGCUGGAAAUGAACAUGUCUCGCAGUGAGCGCAAAUUCCGCCACCUCUUGUGCUAUGAGAUGUUUGACCGUCUUGGUAACCGUAAGUGGGAGAUCAUAAGGCAGUUUCACAAGGAAGUCAUAGAGGAAAUUGAGAGAGGGAAGAGAGACUGGGCGGAUGGUUUUGAAGACAUAAAGCUUAAGUAUUUUGGAGACUCUGAUGAGGGGGGAGGUGUAAUGACAGCUUCUCUACGUUCCAUGUCUCCUGACAUGCCCAUUAUUCCAAUGCAGGAAUCACUCCCUCCCCCACCUUCACAUCCUCCACCUCCUCCCCCACCCACACAUCCUGCACCCCCACCUCCAAAUGCUCAGUCCUCUUCACCUGCAUCAUCACCACAACCUUACCCACCAACCUCACAAUCACUUGCUUCUCCAUCAUCAUCAUCAUCGUCAUCAUCAUUACCAUCACCUCCUGCAGCCCACGAUGGUGUAUUCAACAAUGGCCAUUGUGUGGAUAAGAGAAGCCUGAAGAACUCACUGGAGGACAAUGGUCAGGGGCAUGUAAAAGCCAGUGAGCAAACAUCAUCAAAUGAGUCUGCAGUUUCUAAUGGGAAACGUUCAGAGCAGGACCAAAUGCAGAGCUUGGCAACUGAAACUGUACAACACACUGAUCCAACAGCAAAAGUCAACACAAUACAGGACACAAGAGAAAGCUCAGAACUACAUCCAGUGAAAGAUGUUCCACCUGUCACUGUUAAAGUCAUAGAGGAACCUCAUGUUGAUAAACCCCCACCAAGAGAUGAACCUAAUGAAGACUCAAUCAAAGUGAUCUAUGAUCUAAAAGAGUUUAGCAAUGAAGAAAUCAUCAGAUAUAUUGACCGAAGCUUCGCUUUCUGGAAAGAAAAGGAAGCUGAGCUUUUUGAUAUCUAACAACUAUGGAUUAAGGGUCCACUAAAAGCCCAGUUCACCUGUACAACCAAAGAGGAAAGAGCAGGAUCAGGGAAACUAAUCUGGUGUGUUAGUGUUUAGGCCACAUAAGGGACUUAACUGCAGCAAAGCAAAGAGCAUCCACUUAGCUGUACUGACUUUAUCAUUUGCAUUUGCUUAAGUGGAUGAAAAGAAAGCAUGUGAUGUCAAAGAGACAUACAUUUGCUACAACCAUUUCAUUUUGAAUUGUGUUGAACCAAGAGCUCUUUGAAUCUAGUAUGAUCAAUUGCCAUGGUACACUGCUUCUGGGAAAACAAGUUUUUAAAGGAAAAGAUUUGCCAUAAAAGUUAUAGUGUAUUGUGUUUUAGAUCAUCUUUGUAAUGAAGGAUAUAACUGGUUAAACUCUGCACACUUUGUUUAUAUUGAGUAAUUCAGAUUCCAUUUCAUAUUGAGAUCACUAUUUCAGAAAGGCAAGGGACUACACAAGUGAACUCAGUACCUGAUUAAACACUUGAUAGAAAUAAAGCAGUUUAAUAAAACUUAAUCUUUCAUCAUUUCAAAACUGCAUUAUUUUACUUUGUUGCUUGAUUCAAGGGCAAUGCAAUCAAAGGUGGUUUGUAAGAGUUUCAGGUUACUAAGUGGUUCACAGAUGGUCCUUGUUUUAAAGUCUUUGAUUUUGUUUAUGCAAUGGGUGCCUUUCAGUAUACAGUGUGGUAAGUGCAAGGCAUUUUGUUACUUUUAUCAUUAGUAAUUCAGAACUUGAAAACUGCAAAUUGUUGUCAGCAAAUGGAAGCGUUCACCUGACAAUGCUAUUAUCUAAAUUAAGAGUUUGUAGUUGUUUUAUGAAGAAUGUCCCAUCGUUUUGUUACUAUUUAUAAUUGUUGAGUGUUUUGGAGAGAUUUGCUCAAACUUUCCAUAAUUUCAUUUGUGUUCCUGUAUUUUUUUUUUUAUUUCUAGUUUGCCGUUAGAAAUAAAGUUUGUUGACAUUUUUGUGA